Stegastes partitus (bicolor damselfish) is the source of this 3299-nucleotide messenger RNA. RefSeq lists its product as uncharacterized. Gene Ontology annotation, cellular component: extracellular region. The coding region runs from base 94 to 3087 and encodes 997 amino acids. Gene Ontology annotation, biological process: proteolysis. The transcript is spliced from 18 exons. Gene Ontology annotation, molecular function: calcium ion binding; serine-type endopeptidase activity. Lineage: Eukaryota; Metazoa; Chordata; Actinopteri; Pomacentridae. The record is from RefSeq and is a predicted model, not a curated record.
UUCUGGUGUCUGCGUCUGUUCCUUGGCCUCCUGCUGCUCCGGCCGGCCGCUGCUCACGUUUUCUUGGACGGCCAGACAGCCAGCCAGGUUCUGAUGCGGCCCAGAAGAGCCAACAGCUUUCUGGAGGAGUUGAAACAAGGCAACAUGGAGAGGGAAUGCAUGGAGGAGCGCUGCGACUGGGAGGAAGCCCGAGAGAUCUUCGAAAACAAAGAGAAAACUAAUGACUUCUGGGCCAAAUAUGUCGAUGGCGACGCUUGCUAUUCGGGGCCGUGUGUACAUGAUGGACAAUGCAAAGACGGGAUUGGAACCUACACCUGCUACUGCCAGGAGGGCUACCAGGGCUUCAACUGUGAAAUCGUGAUUCCUGAACUCUGUGAGAACAAAAACGGCGGCUGUGAACAUUUCUGCAACGUGGUUGGAGGCAGCGUCCAGUGCUCCUGCGCUGACGGAUAUUUCUUGGGAUUGGACGAUAAGUCCUGCAACUCCAACGAAAAGUUCAAAUGUGGCGCCCUCAUCACCGAAAACGCCCGGAGGGUCUUCAGGUACGAGAGGACAAACAUGACGACGGCGAACACGACCGAUUUGAAUGUUACCGUCAACGCAACCGAGCAGCGAGACGUUCUGGAUCUUCUGUCCACAGCAGAGAACAGCAGCAACAGUUUACCGAGAAUCAUCGAGCAACAAAUCAUCUCACAGAUGGCGGGAAUGACUCGCAUCGUGAACGGAGAGGACUGUCCACCUGGAGAGUGUCCGUGGCAGGCUCUGCUCCUGAACGAGGACGAUCAGGGUUUCUGUGGUGGAACGAUCCUCAACGAAUACAUCAUCCUGACCGCCGCCCACUGCAUGAACCAAUCACGGUACAUCUACGUCAAGCUCGGUGAGUUCGACACGUUGGAGGAUCACGGUAACGAAGUCGCUCACACAGUGGAAACGAUCGUGACCCACAACAGGUACCAACCCAACACCUACCACAACGACAUCGCGCUCAUCAAACUGGCCACGCCCAUCAAGUUCAGCAGGUACAUCCUGCCGGCCUGCUUACCUGAGCAGGACUUCGCUGAAAAGGUCCUGAUGCGGCAGCCCGACGGGAUGGUCAGCGGUUUCGGGCGUCUCGGUGAAGGUCGGCAGGCGUCCACCAUCCUGCAGCGCCUCACCGUCCCCUACGUCGAUCGUCAGACCUGCUUGGAAUCGACGCCGCUGCGAAUCUCCACCCGCAUGUUCUGCGCCGGCUACGAUGCGAUCGCCAAAGACGCCUGCCAGGGCGACAGCGGCGGGCCGCAUGUCACCAGCUACCGAGGAACCUACUUCGUCACCGGCAUCGUGAGCUGGGGCGAAGGCUGCGCCCGCAGGGGCAAGUACGGCGUCUACACCCAGGUGUCCAAGUUCAUCCGAUGGAUCCGAGAGGGAAUCAACAAGCUGGUACCUAAAGACAAGAGCGGCGCUCGGAGGAAGAGGCACCGCGGCGCCAUCAAGAGGCUGUUCCUACUGAAUGUCGUCAGUGUGACGGCCGUCGGCAUCAUGGCAGCGCUUCUGCUCGCAAUCAGCCUCCUCAGAUGUUUCCUUCAGGUCCACGGAGACGUGUUUCGUGGACAACCUGAAGCAGUCGGCGGGUUCCUGCGGUCCAAACGGGCCAACCAGUUCCUGCUGGAGGAGAUCCUGCAGGGGAACCUGGAGAGGGAGUGCUACGAGGAGCUGUGCAGCUACGAGGAGGCUCGAGAAUACUUUGAGGACACGAGCAGGACGAUCAAGUUCUGGACGGUUUAUUACGACGGCGACCAGUGCGAACCGAACCCCUGCCUCCACGGAGGGAACUGCACCGACAGGGUGGGCGGCUUCUCCUGUUCCUGCAGCGCCCCCUACCACGGGCUGCUCUGCCAGCUGGGACCACUGGGAGAACUGGGAGAUGCAGGACCACCCUUCGUCGCACCGCAAUUCACCCAACCAGAGGUCUCCAAGUGUCCGACCGGCGGUCCGGCGGCGUGCCACCAGCUGUGCACGGCGUCCUUCCACGCCUUCAGGUGCUCCUGCAUGUCGGGCUUCAAGCUGCAGAGCGACGGACGCAGCUGCGAACCUGAAGCCCAGUUUCCCUGCGGACGGCUUCCCGACGCCGCCUCAGCGUGUCACCAUGGAGACUGUCCCUGGCAGGUGUCCCUGCGGAGCAGCAGAGGGGCGGAGCUCUGCGGCGGUGUGGUUCUCGGUCGGCGCUCCGUCCUCACCACCUCCCGCUGCCUCAUCCUGAACUCUGGUUCCGACCCAACGCCCUCCGACUUCCUCGUGCUUGCCGGCAACAGGAAGGUGCUGCUGCCAGUGCGAGCGCUGUUCCUUCACGACCGUUUCCGGGUGGAUCGCCAUGACAACGACCUCGCCCUCCUCCAACUGGACAGACCGCUGCCCUUUGGCCCCGCCCUCAUCCACCUCUGCUUGCCCACCAAGGACUUCGGUGAGAACAUCCUGAUGCAUCCUGGGAGGACUGGCAUCGCAAAGAGAUGGAACCAGAACCAAGACCAGAACCAGAACCAGGACCUGGUGUACAUGACGCUGGACGAGUGCCGCAGCCAGCUAAACGUCUCACACCCACUCAGUAACAAAAUGUUCUGCAUGAAGAGGCAGAACCAAACAUCAGGGAACCAAAAGAGAACCCACCAGAGUCUAAAUGAAUCUCUAUGGAACCAAAACCGAGGUCCCAGCGGGCCACAUGUUCCUUUAGGUAACUGGGAUGAAACCCAGAGCCCAAGUGGACCAUUAGGGAAUCGAAGACAGAUCAGGAUCCAGAAUCGAACCCAAAACGCUCAUAACGGGUCGCAGAGUGUCGGCGUCCCUGUGAAGGUUCAGAACCAGGAAGCCUCAUCUGCCGGCGAGUCGAGGUCCGGGGUCAGCGGUGGGUCAUGUGACAGCCUGUUGCCGGGGACGCCGGUUGCCACGGUGGAGCAAGGGACGGCCUUCCUGACCGGGCUGCUGAUGUCGUCGUCCUCCGGUGGCUCCGUCUUCACCAAGCUGUCUCGGUACCUGAACUGGAUCCGACCGAGGCUGGAGGCAGCCGAGCAUCACAUGACCUCCCAGGUGAGCCAGUACCCCGAGGCCCACUGAGCCGCCUUCUUCAGAGACUCUGUUUAUUUAAAGUCGUGAGCAGAACUGUGGACCGUCCUCUGGAGAAACCGAUGCGCUGUUUGGUGACAAACAGAAGGUGCUGCUGAUCUGCAGAAACAGGAAAUCUCAGAAGAAUUUGUAUCUGAAACGUGUAAAUUUACGUUUGCUGUCUCUCAAAAAGUGCUUUUGAAUAAAUACAUUUAAAAACUGAA